This is a messenger RNA of Budorcas taxicolor (takin), 1092 nucleotides long. RefSeq names its product pyrimidinergic receptor P2Y4 (gene P2RY4). The record is from RefSeq and is a predicted model, not a curated record. Gene Ontology annotation, molecular function: G protein-coupled UTP receptor activity; G protein-coupled purinergic nucleotide receptor activity. Gene Ontology annotation, biological process: G protein-coupled receptor signaling pathway; transepithelial chloride transport. Gene Ontology annotation, cellular component: plasma membrane. Lineage: Eukaryota; Metazoa; Chordata; Mammalia; Artiodactyla; Bovidae.
AUGGCCAGUACAGAGGCCUUGCUGUUCACAACCUUAGGCACUCACUCAGAUCCUGACAACAGUGAGAUGGAACUGGACUGCCAGUUUAAUGAGGAGUUCAAGUUCAUCCUGCUGCCCGUGACCUAUUCAGUUGUCUUCCUGCUGGGGCUAGGCCUCAAUGCCCUGACCAUCUGGCUCUUCCUCUUUCGCCUCCAACCGUGGGAUGCAACAGCCACCUACAUGUUCCACUUAGCCCUGUCAGAUACUUUGUAUGCCCUAUCACUGCCCACUCUAGUCUACUAUUAUGAGGCCCACAACCACUGGCCCUCUGGCACUGGGCUCUGCCAGUUCAUCCGCUUUCUCUUCUAUUGGAACCUCUACUGCAGUGUUCUUUUCCUCACCUGCAUUAGUGUGCACCACUACCUGGGCAUCUGCCACCCACUGCGGGCGGUGCACUGGGGCCUCCCACACCUUGCUGGCCUUCUCUGCCUGGUAGUUUGGUUGGUCGUAGCUGGCUGUCUCAUGCCCAACUUGUUCUUUGUCACCACCAGCCCCAAGGGGGACACUGUCUUGUGCCACGACACCACUCGGCCUGAGGAAUUUGACCAUUAUGUGUACUUCAGUUCGGCAAUCAUGGGGCUGCUCUUUAGUGGGCCCUGCCUGGUCACUCUUGUCUGCUAUGGACUCAUGGCCCAGCGCCUGUAUUGGCCCUUGCCAGGGGCCACCCAGUCAUCUUCCCGCCUGCGCUCUCUACAUACCAUUGCUGUGGUGCUGACGUUUGCUGUCUGCUUUGUGCCUUUCCACAUCACCCACACAAUUUAUUACAUGGCAAGGCUGUUGGAAGCUGACUGCAGGGUGCUGAGCAUCGUCAACUUGGUCUACAAAGUGGCUCGGCCUCUGGCCAGUGCCAAUAGCUGCCUGGAUCCUGUGCUCUAUUUGCUCACUGGGGAAAAGUACUGACGUCAGCUCCAGCAACUCUAGGGUAGCAGGUCCCGGCCUCCCAGGGCUGCCUCCUCUCUGGUGCUGGUGUUCCUGCCUGAAGACAGCAGAUGCAGGUGGACAGCCGCCCCCCAGGAUGGCAGCUGCCCCACCCCUUGGGCAGAUAGUUUGUAA